UUUGUUAUGCGGAAGAAUGCAUACGUUUACGUGUGUUAACAAGCUCUAAACAUGGCGGGGCUUCUUUGGAGGCUUACGUGAAAGGUUAGACAUUUCCCACAAACUUCGACACAAUGAUACGGAUUUGCUCUAGCUCAAGUAAGAAUUUCAGUAAGUCUCAGAAGGACGAAGGCUGUUUUCGUCGCCCCAUGUGGCUUAAUCUCCUCCGGACUUCACGUAACACGGAAAAACGACCUGUUUUCCUUUUGAGAGAAAGUCAGUGAGGUAAUAGAACUAAGAUGGAGGAGAGAAACCAGCGAGUGGUGGAGUAUUUUGUGGUUGCCGGACUUAAAGAGACGUCCAAGACGCUUGUAGAAGAAAUCGACAACUCCCACAGAACUAUUGCGCCGCAAGACCCAAUCGUUGAACUUGCCGUGAUCCACCGCGGACAGGGAGAGACGGCCCCGCAGGGGUUCACGUGUAUAGAACAUACGCCGUUUGGCUUCCCCGCGGACUUGAACCAUGGAAGCCUGCGGACUUCACCCAUACACCUGUGUUAUAGAAGAGGACGGGAUAAACCACCGCUCACAGAUAUAGGAGUUCUAUAUGAAGGCAAAGAACGAGUCAUGGCCGGUUGUGAGAUCAUACAUAGCACACCCUACGGCCGGCCUGCCAAUGUAAAUAACAAGGCUCCCCUAGGGGGACACAGAACUUAUAUCACCACCAGAAGAGCCUCGGAAAAUGCUGCCCACAAUUCCUUAGCGGUCACGGAUAUCUGUGUAAUACUUACCAACAAGGGCGAGACCCCGCCCCAUGCAUUCUGUCAGAUAGACAAGAACCUUAACAAGGGCAUGGUUGGCUCUGAUGUCUUUCUCUGUUACAAGAAGUCCAUGGCCAAGAUGAACUACAUAUCUUACAAAGCAGGCUUGAUAGGGAGGUAUCCCAUGGAAGAUUAUGAGAGUUUCCCCCUGCCGGAGCAAGUUCCCAUCUUCUGCCUUCCCAUGGGUGCCACGAUAGAGUGUUGGCCAAUGGAUGCCAAGCACCCACUCCCUGUGUUCUCCACAUUUGUGUUAACCAACGUGGAUGCUGAUAAGGUUUACGGUGCUGCGGUGUCGUUUUACGAGAGCUAUCCUCCAGAGAAACUCACAGAGGAACAGCGCAAGACACUAAACUAUCAGACUGAACUAGACAGGCAAACCAAGACCAUCCACACCAACAAGUGCAUCUCCCUGAUGUCUCAUUGGCCGUUCUUUGAUGCGUUUCGAAAGUUUCUGACCUACCUGUACAGGUUGUCUGUGUCAGGUCCGCACGCUGUGCCCUUAGAGAGACACAUCUCGCACUUCAUGCAUGACGUCCCGUUCCCAUCGCCCCAGCGACCAAGAAUACUCGUACAGAUGGGUGCUGUUGACUCCCUGUUGCUGAUGCAGCCUCACCAUUCUCCCCUGCCCCUCAGUGGUGCCUCCCUGACAGCCCUGCUGACCAACCUGGGCCCAGACAAUGCCAUGAACCUGCUGUUGUUUGCCCUGUUGGAGAACAAGAUCCUCCUGCACUCCCUACGACCUGCCGUUCUCACCAGCGUGGCAGAGGCACUACAACUGAUAUUGUUCCCCCUCCAUUGGCCGUGUCCAUACAUCCCCCUCUGUCCUCUGGACCUCGCUGAUGUCAUCAAUGCUCCUGUACCCUUCAUCGUCGGUGUUGACUCCAGAUACUUUGACUUAUAUGAGCCACCCCAGGAUGUCAUCUGUGUGGAUCUGGACACUAACUCCAUCAGACAACCUGGUGAUAAAAAGCUCAUUAACCACAAAAUCCUCCCAAAGAAACCUGCAAAGCUGCUACGAAACUCAUUAGUCCACUUGUGCAAUCAACUGAUAGAAGUUGAUAUUUUCCCAAGUAUUUACUUUGGUGUUCAUCGUCAAACCACACCCGAUGAAGUGGCUGUGGACUUGGCUCCCUUGGACGAUGGCCUGAAAAAACAGAAGAAGAAGCUGUCCAUAGAGCUUGCCAUCCAGGAAGCGUUCCUGAGGUUCAUGGCAUGCUUGUUGAAAGGUUACCGACAGUUUCUUCUUCCCAUCACGGAAAAGCCAACAGAGAGAGCAACAGACGCUAGCUCCCUGUUUGACCUGCAAGGCUUUUUGAGAAGCCGCAGCACCAACCAGAAGUUCUACACCCAGAUUAUGAAGACCCAGAUGUUCAUUGGCUUCAUCGAGGAGUGUUCCUUUGUGUCUGAGAAGGACACUAGUCUGGCCUUCUUCGAUGAGUGUAUGGACAAGGUGGAUCCUGAGAGGUCCGACAGGCCAGUUGAACAGCUCAUCGAUUUGGAAGAGUCUUUUAAGAGCGAGCACACAGUGUUUGUGACUCCCCCGGAGCCACGAGACCUCCCCGAUGACAGGAAGUACAGCUACACAGUGUUCCCUGACCUGGACCACAGCCUGUUCCUCCGUCCUCCCAACCUGGCUGACCAGUUCAAACAAGUCAGCACUUCCAAGCCAAGCAGUCCUAUGGCUGCCACCAGACGCACCAAGGCAGAGCUCAGGCAUUCACAGAAGGUUGCUAAGAAGAACUCAGGGUCACCAAUGUUGUGGGCAAAACUGCUCCUGAGCCACUGUUUCAGCCUGUGGUUCAUCUGUCUGCCUGCCUACGUCAAGGCUUCUCACUCCAAGGCCCGUGCGCUUCGCACUGCCUACGACAUGCUCAUCAAGAUGCAGCAUGCCUGCAGGAGGGACCACUUGGAUGAGGUGUGCUACCGUGUGGUGAUGCAGCUGUGUGGACAGCACAGCCAGCCUGUCCUUGCUGUCAAAGUGCUGAUGGAGAUGAAGCGGAACGGCAUCACCCCAAACGCCAUCACCUACGGACACUACAACAAGGCUAUUUUGGAGAGCAGAUGGCCCACUGGGAACAGAGACGGUUUCCUACUCUGGACAAAGCUUCGCAAUGUCAUCCUGGCCAUAGCGCAGUUCCGGCGGGGAAUCAAGCGGGCCGUACUGCAGAUGUCGGACAGCAGUGAUGCGGAUGCCGUCAGCAGAACUAGCGUGGAGAGCUUCCCCGAUGGGACAGCCUCCCAUACAGGUGCUGAGUUUGUCAACGAUGUGGUCAAGUUGGACACACAUGAUAGAAUAAGCAUGGGUGGCCAAUCAGAUCAAGGCUACAGCUCCAUGACAAAAGACGAGGUACGGCGAGGAGACAGUGGCGUGACGUCCCCCCUGACGGACCAGGACCUAAACUCCACCACCAGCAGCCAGUCCAGUGACUUGAACGCUCCGCAAGACAAGAGCAGGGGGAAGCAGGAUAACAGUUCAGAAAAUGAAGAUGAUACAAACGGAGUGGACUCAGAUGCCACCGUUCAGGAGCAGCCCAAGUUCGAGCCUGUAGACUAUGAUGGGCCUGAACCGUUCCGUCCACGCGUCAGCAGUAUCGUCCGUAACUCCGGCAGUAUGAGCAGUAUAAGUACUCUAAGGGGAAGCACAA
Messenger RNA from Branchiostoma floridae (Florida lancelet), 3444 nucleotides. Its product is annotated as C-myc promoter-binding protein-like. Gene Ontology annotation, cellular component: cytoplasmic vesicle. Gene Ontology annotation, molecular function: protein binding. Gene Ontology annotation, biological process: regulation of Rab protein signal transduction. NCBI's taxonomy places the organism in Eukaryota, Metazoa, Chordata, Leptocardii, Amphioxiformes, Branchiostomatidae. The record is from RefSeq and is a predicted model, not a curated record.